Messenger RNA from Scomber scombrus (Atlantic mackerel), 3272 nucleotides. It is a transcript of the gene lrrfip2, whose product is annotated as leucine rich repeat (in FLII) interacting protein 2. NCBI's taxonomy places the organism in Eukaryota, Metazoa, Chordata, Actinopteri, Scombriformes, Scombridae. The record is from RefSeq and is a predicted model, not a curated record. Gene Ontology annotation, biological process: regulation of DNA-templated transcription. The coding region runs from base 223 to 2499 and encodes 758 amino acids. The transcript has 27 exons.
GCGGCGGAGAGGCGGACUGAUGACAGCUGUCAGUGCGGACAAAAACACUACCAAUCUCUGAAGAGAAGCUGAAUGGCUUUCCCUUAAAACCGCCAGGGGCAAAGGGACAACUCCUCUGCGGUGUCGUGGGUCAUUUAAAGGUGUUGCGAAGGUAUUUGCCUACAGUGCUGUGUAUUUUCUGGCUGUGCACAUAAUCGGUGGAGCUACAGUUGCAGAGGCAACAUGGGGACACAAGGCUCUGGAAGAAAGCGUGCCCCUCUUAAAGAUCGAUUCUCAGCAGAGGAUGAGGCCUUGAGUAGCAUUGCCCGGGAGGCGGAGGCCAGGCUGGCAGCGAAGAGGGCAGCUCGGGCGGAGGCCAGGGAUAUUCGAAUGAGGGAACUGGAACGGCAGCAGAAAGAGCUUUCUUACCGCUCAUCAGGCAGCAGUAGCAGCAAAAAAUGGGGUCAGAUCCACCAGUGGAUGGCUGACACAGAAAAAGCCAGAUCCUCUAGUAGUAGUCGCUCCAGCAGCCGUCUCCAGCGGGGGCUGGAUGAUGAUGUCAUGUCAGUCCGCAGCUACAGGUCGACCUCAUCAGCUAUACGUGACUUGGGCUCUAGCAGCAGUCGAUCCAGUUCCCGUAGAAAAGGCGGUUUGUCCGAUAGCCUCUCCACCAUCUCCACCCUCAAGACUUCCCGCUCCACUAGUUCUGUGUACAAUGACCUGCAUGGGUAUAAAAAGACUUCAUCCAGCUCCUCCAAGAAGGACCUGCUGACUGGACUGUACCACGAUCAAAGGAAUUACAGCACCCUAACGAAGACCAAACCAACGCCUUCUUCCACCUCUUCCACCUAUCAGCCACGGGCCACCACCUCCUCAUCCUCCACCAUUGGCACGGGUCUGCCCCGCAGCUACAGCAUGGCCUCUAUUUACGACGACGCCAGCAUUUACGGCUCAGGCCACAGUUCAAGAGCCCCCUCUGAAUACAGCUGGUACUCCUCUGGAGCCAGCUCCACUCGCAGCAGCCCUGCGUCUUCCUCAGAUGAUGACACUGUCAGCAGCGUGUCCCAGGACCGCUUCAGACGAGGCCGCAGGGACAGUGCGUCGUCUGACUUCUCGGACAUUAGUGAGUCGGCUGCUGAUUAUUUCAGCCGCUCCAACCGAAGGGGCAGUAUUGUGUCCGAUCUCGAUGAUUUGAGCAUCCCAGAUCUGGACGCUCUGGAUGAAAAAUGUGACAAGCAGUAUACAGAUUAUAGUCGGCCGUCUUCCCGCUGUGCCACCCCAGGCCUCUCAGCAGCCACCUUGGCAUCACUGGGCGGCACCUCGUCACGACGGGGCAGCACAGACACCGGCAGCGUCUAUGACCCCGACACCAGUCUGAGUGAACUUAGGGAUAUCUAUGAACUAAAGGACCAGAUUCAGGAUGUAGAGGGGCGAUACAUGCAAGGGCUUAAAGAGCUGAAGGAGUCACUCGUAGAGGUGGAGGAGAAGUAUAAGAAAGCCAUGGUAUCGAACGCACAGUUGGACAACGACAAAGCCAACCUCAUCUACCAAGUGGACACACUAAAGGACGUCAUAGAGGAGAUGGAGGAGCAAAUGUCAGAGAUGAAAAGGGAGCUGCAAGAUAAGUCGAAGGAACUAGAAAGACAAAAGCACACGUGUUCAGUUCUGCAGCAUAAACAAGAAGAACUGAAAGAGGGAAUCCGUCAGAGAGAUGAGCUUAUAGAGGAGAGCCAGCGAAUGCAGACUAAGUUAGAUGCCCUCACCAGGGAGGUGUUUGACCUGCAGGAAACGAUAAACUGGAAGGACAAAAAGAUUGGGGCACUAGAGAGGCAGAAAGAGUACUUUGAUUGCAUUAGGAAUGAGAGAGAUGAGCUCAGAGAUGAGCUCGCUGACAUCAAGGGGAAGGCCAAAGCAGGAGAGAAACACGGGCUGGUCAUCAUCCCAGACGGCACACCAAACGGAGAUGUCAACCAUGAGCCUCUGUCCUCAGGGAUCACUGUGGUCUCCCAGGAGGCCGCCCAGGUGCUGGAGUCAGCAGGAGAGGGCCCGCUGGAUGUCAGGCUACGGAAGUUGGCAGAGGAGAAGGAUGAGCUGCUGGCUCAGAUCAGGAAGCUGAAGAAUCAGAUGGAGGAAGAGAGACAGAAACACUCAAAGAUGGACAGUGCGUACACAGACGGGGAGAAGAUGGAAAACGGUACAGACCUACACCUUAUUGAGAUGCAGAGAGAUGCCAACAGACAGAUUAGUGAAUACAAGUUCAAACUUUCUAAGGCAGAACAGGAAAUAGGUACAAUGGAACAAAAUAUUAGCAGACUUGAAGGGCAAGUGUCCAGGUACAAAUCUUCAGCAGACAACUCAGAGAAAAUAGAAGAUGAACUAAAAGCAGAAAAGAGGAAACUACAAAGAGAGCUGCGCACAUCUCUAGACAAGAUCGAGGAGAUGGAGAUGACCAACAACCACCUAGUAAAGCGCCUUGAAAAGAUGAAGGCCAACAGGAACGCACUUCUGUCACAGCAGUGAGGCAAGGCAGCAUCACCACAGAAGCCCUUAAACUCGCACCUCAGACCUCUGACUGCCAUAUUGCGCCUGGAGCACAUUUCCUUUUUUUUUUUUUUUUUUUCAGCUGUAACACUUUAAGAUUUGUAGCUAACCAAAAAACACUUACAAAACUUGUAGCACAGGCAAAAAAACGGAACUGUCUUUUUUUUUUUCUUUUUUUUUUAAACAGGAAGUUUGUUUCGUCUGGCAAGCCGCCGGUAUUUUCAGUGGAAUGACUCAGAAACUUAACUAAUAAAACUAUAAAGUUGCUGGGAGAUAAACCUGAGGAAAUUUCUCUAGUCACUACUUAAUUUUUUCAGAGCUUUGUACUACAUCAUGUUAUCCACAAGAUUUUAUUUCUCUGGCUGGGUGCUUGGCUGUAUUUAGUUUUGUUUUUUUUCGUUGUUUUUUUGUUGUUGUUGUUUUGUUUUUUUUGAUAUGUUGCAUGAAUGAGUAUAAUGAUGCUUUUAAACUAUUCAACCCUCACGGCUGCUCCUCAUGGCCCCUGCACCUUCCCAGCUUCCCCUUACACAGUGAAGUGCCUUUUCACACUAUUCACACUAGGAGACUGGGGAUCUGCACCGCUCGACGAAACAAUAAUCGUUUUAACAGGUACAGAAUGAUGUAUUUAAAAAAAAAAAGGUGCAGUCAUCGUUUGAAAAUAUAUAGAACCAACUGUGUCUGCUGCGGUUUCAUUGAAAUGUUUCAAAUAUUUAAAAGAUUUCUUGAAAAUAAAUGUGUAAUUUACAGAACUA